CUUUCAAGCGCUUCGGGCUCCCUGGGACCCGGACCGUCCGAGGCCGAGCGCUCCGGCCGUCGAGGAGCCGCCUGGGGACGCCUGCCCCGGGCUCCAGCCUUGCCCCGGACACCCUGGCCCUGCGGCCGUGCGUGACGCCAUGCGCCCUCUGCUCCUGCUGUACCUGCUGCCCUGUGUCUCUGGGCUGCCCUUCUACAACGGCUUCUACUACUCCAAGCCCAAUGGCUGGAACCUGGGCAACGGCCACGGCGAAGGCGUCUUCAACGGGGUGAGGCUGGUGGUAGAGACGCCCGAGGAGACCCUGUUCUCCUACCGAGGGGCCAAUGUGACCCUGCCGUGCCACUACCACUACGAGCCGGCCCUGCUGUCCCCGAGGCCCGUGCGCAUCAAGUGGUGGAAGCUGUCAGAGAACGGGGCCCCGGAGCAGGAUGUGCUGGUGGCCAUCGGGCUGAGGCACCGCUCCUUCGGAGACUACCGAGGCCGGGUGUGUCUGCGGCAGGACAGGGAGCGCGAAGUGUCGCUGCAGAUCGGGGACUUGCGGCCGGAGGACUACGGGCGUUACCGCUGUGAGGUCAUUGACGGGCUGGAGGACGAGAGCGGCCUGGUGGAGCUGGAGCUGCGGGGUGUGGUCUUUCCCUACCAGCACCCCCAGGGCCGCUACCUGCUCAACUUCCACGAGGCCCAGCGGGCGUGUGAGGAGCAGGACGCGGUGGUGGCCUCCUUCGAGCAGUUAUUCCGGGCCUGGGAGGAGGGCCUGGACUGGUGUAACGCGGGCUGGCUGCAGGACGCCUCGGUGCAGUACCCCGUCACGCUGGCCCGGCAGCCCUGCGGUGGCCUGGGCCUGGCGCCCGGGGUGCGCAGCUACGGCCCGCGUCACCGCCGCCUGCACCGCUAUGACGUGUUCUGCUUCUCCGCUGCCCUCAAGGGGCAGGUGUACUACCUGGACCACCCUGAGAAGCUGACGCUGGCCGAGGCCAGGGAGGCCUGCCAGGAAGAUGGCGCCCGGAUUGCCAAGGUGGGCCAGCUCUUUGCCGCCUGGAAGUUCCGUGGCCUGGACCGCUGUGAUGCCGGUUGGCUGGCAGAUGGCAGCGCCCGCUACCCUGUGGUUCACCCGCGUCCCAACUGCGGGCCCCUGGAGCCUGGCGUCCGAAGCUUCGGCUUCCCAGACCCGCGCAGCCGCAGGUACGGCGUCUACUGCUACCGCCCACGCUAGUCCCCGCGCACCUGCUGUCCGCACGGCCCGCACCCUCCCCUCUCAGGCUCUAUUUAUUGAGUGGUUCCUUGUUCCUUGCAGGUUGGGGCCAUUUUUGUGUUGCUUUUAUACUUCUCAAAUUAAAAACAAAUU
Messenger RNA from Panthera uncia (snow leopard), 1345 nucleotides. RefSeq names its product hyaluronan and proteoglycan link protein 3 (gene HAPLN3). Gene Ontology annotation, molecular function: hyaluronic acid binding. The record is from RefSeq and is a predicted model, not a curated record. NCBI's taxonomy places the organism in Eukaryota, Metazoa, Chordata, Mammalia, Carnivora, Felidae. The coding region runs from base 140 to 1213 and encodes 357 amino acids. Gene Ontology annotation, biological process: cell adhesion. The transcript has 5 exons.